AUGGAGAUUGUUGCACCAGCCUGUCCAUAUCCUGAAUCAGAUAGAUUGAUGGAAAUAGAAGCACCUUUAUCUUCUGCACCUCUUACUCAUCCCACUGAUAACAGACCAGAGGAGGGAUUGGCACUUAUUGCUAUUAAGACCAGUACUUGGAAGAGAUCAUCCUCAAGAGUGGGCAGACUUCAGAGGACGGCUGAGCCUAUAAAUUCUCAACAACUAGUGACAGGUGCCAAAAGAGAGAGGGACAUUAUCUCUUCAGAGAGCAAGGAUAAGGAAGAGCAAGAUAUUUACAAAGCCUCGGGGAAGAAGAACAAGAUGACAAAUGAACAGGUGGGGGAUGCCAGCCUCAAAUGGCACCCAACCCAUAAAUGUUAG
Molecule: messenger RNA, 372 nt
Organism: Striga asiatica
Lineage: Eukaryota; Viridiplantae; Streptophyta; Magnoliopsida; Lamiales; Orobanchaceae
Source: the annotation of a GenBank genome assembly